UCUGCAUCAUAAGUAUCCAGCAAUGCUAUAACUUUCAUUCAUUCUAAUAUCAUCACUUUCUGCAUCUUUUUUCAGCACUUAACAUAGCCUGCAAAACAGAAGAAGAAUAUUAGAUUUUGAGUAAUCUGAGCUUCAAUGGGAGAAGAGAAAGUUGUGGUAGAGACUGUAUUAGCAGGGAACUAUGUGGAAAUGGAAACUGAUAGUGGGAAGCCUAAGGAUUUAAAAGCUAGCAUUUCUCAGCUCUUCUGGCAUGGUGGCUCUGCUUAUGAUGCUUGGUUCAGCUGCUCUUCAAAUCAGGUGGCUCAAGUGUUACUAACACUUCCAUACUCAUUCUCACAACUGGGAAUGCUAUCUGGAGUGCUGUUUCAGAUCUUCUAUGGACUCAUGGGAAGUUGGACAGCCUAUCUCAUCAGCAUUCUCUAUGUAGAGUACAGAACCAGAAAAGAAAGAGAGAAAGUUGAUUUUAGAAACCAUGUCAUCCAGUGGUUUGAAGUUCUUGAUGGUCUCCUUGGGAAACACUGGAGGAAUGUGGGCUUGGCAUUCAACUGCACAUUUCUUCUGUUUGGAUCUGUCAUUCAGCUCAUAGCUUGUGCAAGCAACAUAUACUACAUAAAUGAUAAUCUGGACAAGAGAACUUGGACUUACAUAUUUGGAGCUUGCUGUGCUACCACAGUUUUCAUACCCUCAUUCCACAACUACAGAAUCUGGUCAUUCUUAGGCCUCAUCAUGACCACUUACACUGCUUGGUACCUCACCAUUGCCUCACUCCUCCAUGACCAGGUGGAAGGGGUGAAGCAUACAGGACCAGCCAAAUUAGUACUAUACUUCACAGGGGCAACAAACAUUCUCUAUACAUUCGGGGGACAUGCUGUUACUGUGGAGAUAAUGCAUGCAAUGUGGAAGCCACAAAAAUUCAAGUCAAUUUACUUAUUGGCAACCCUCUAUGUGAUGACACUAACUCUUCCAUCUGCAAUUGCUGUGUACUGGAGAUUUGGUGAUCUGCUUCUUAACCAUUCCAAUGCUUUUGCUCUCCUCCCUAGCUCUCGAUUCAAGGACAUGGCUGUCAUUUUGAUGCUCAUUCACCAGAUUAUAACAUUCGGGUUUGCAUGCACACCAUUAUAUUUUGUAUGGGAGAAAGCCAUCGGGAUGCACGAUUGCAAGAGCAUGUUCAAGCGCGCUGCAGCCCGGCUGCCUGUGGUCAUCCCCAUCUGGUUUUUGGCCAUCAUCUUCCCUUUCUUUGGACCAAUCAAUUCCACUGUGGGAUCACUACUUGUUAGCUUCACUGUCUAUAUCAUCCCUGCUCUGGCCUACAUCUUCACCUUCAAAUCAGCCGCGGCUAGAGAGAAUGCUGUGGAGCAACCUCCAAAGAUUUUGGGAAGAUGGGCAGGGGCCUAUACCAUUAACAUCUUCGUAGUUGUGUGGGUUUUUCUGGUCGGAUUCGGGUUCGGUGGAUGGGCUAGUGUCACAAAUUUUGUUCAUCAAAUUGAUACAUUUGGACUCUUCACCAAGUGCUAUCAAUGCCCACCUCAGCCAUCACAAUUCCCUCCACCACCUCACCUCAACGCCACCGCCGCACAUCCAUCACCAGCUUUCCAUGGCCACCAUUGAACGAGAGCACAUCCGACAGUAUGAUCAAAAGUUGAUAAAUUUCGUCAUAAUUGUUGACCGAAAGCUAGAGUGAAGAAACCACAUUCGAGUUACAACAAGACAACAUUGCCCCUGCUUUGUACUGUUUUUCUUAAUUAAUUAGCUUAGAAGAUCCUUGUUUUUGAGUCGUAUUGUAGUUCUAAAGUAUGUGAGAAUCUGUACUUUUAACUAUGAAGUGUUCACGUAUUCUCUUCGGUCUCAA
Daucus carota subsp. sativus is the source of this 1849-nucleotide messenger RNA. RefSeq names its product auxin transporter-like protein 2. The coding region runs from base 136 to 1608 and encodes 490 amino acids. The transcript is spliced from 8 exons. Gene Ontology annotation, cellular component: membrane. Lineage: Eukaryota; Viridiplantae; Streptophyta; Magnoliopsida; Apiales; Apiaceae. Gene Ontology annotation, biological process: amino acid transmembrane transport. Gene Ontology annotation, molecular function: amino acid transmembrane transporter activity. The record is from RefSeq and is a predicted model, not a curated record.